This is a messenger RNA of Staurois parvus, 331 nucleotides long. NCBI's taxonomy places the organism in Eukaryota, Metazoa, Chordata, Amphibia, Anura, Ranidae. The record is from the annotation of a GenBank genome assembly.
GUGGGCACAGGUGGGUGGCACUGGUGGGCACAGGUGGGUGGCACUGGUGGGCACAGGUGGGUGGGCACAGGUGGGUGGCACUGCUGGGCACAGGUAGGUGGCACUUCUGGGCACAGGUGGGUGCACUGCUGGGCACAGGUGGGUGCACUGCUGGGCACAGGUGGGCGGAACUUGUGGGUGGCACUGCUGGGCACCGAUCAUCAGGGCACUGAUCAUCAGUGGCCCUGAUGAUCGGUGCCGAUCCUCGCUCUGACAACUGCCGGUUCUCGGCAGUACUUUCCUCAUGAUCUGACAGCGUGAGGAAAGUGCAGCCGAGAAACGGCACUUGCAU